This is a messenger RNA of Suillus fuscotomentosus, 1230 nucleotides long. RefSeq lists its product as uncharacterized. Bases 430 to 1080 code for a protein of 216 amino acids. The record is from RefSeq and is a predicted model, not a curated record. The transcript has a single exon. Lineage: Eukaryota; Fungi; Basidiomycota; Agaricomycetes; Boletales; Suillaceae.
GGCUUUCUUACAGCUCAGGCUCCAUGAAAUUGUUGACGGACCAGUGCAUUGAAUCACGGCUAGAAAGCUUGGGCAGUUAACAUAGAUCUCUGGCAACCAAAAGAAGUGAAGCUUGUCCUCGGCAGCUGGUGCCAGCUGGCGCUCUCCUCAUUUCACAAUUGCUGUAGUAGUGCCAGUGGGUCUCGUGUCUGCUAAGGCUUAAACCUUCGCGGGACUCAAACCCCUGCCAGAAGCUUCCCUCUUUCACACCACCAUGGUCACCAACAGACUCUGGCGUACUUUUUCUGCCUUCAACCGAUCCACCCGAAGCUGGGAACCCAUACCUUUGCGAAACGUACAGAGCCAAGUGAUAUCCUCUUUCUCCAAGAAGUCACGCCUAAGGUCCGGGCCUCUCUCCUAGACGAUGCGAGAGUGCGCGCUGCCUUCCUGAUGACUGACGCCGAGGACCAAACGUCGUUUAAGGACGUGCCCUUUGCAACUAUGACGUUGCUGUCCAGCACACGCUUUACCUCCGGGCUGGAUUCGCAGAAGGAAUGCGAUGGGAUCGAGGGAGGGGAAAUUUUCAUGCUCGGGCGCGUCUCCCGCGUGAUUCUCCCGAGCAAGUACAGGAGGGAUGCGCUUUGUGUGGACAUCAUCCCCCCAAUAUCGCCGGGUACAGUCUUCUGUCUCGUCAGCGUGCACCUCGACUCGCUCCGGCAUACGCUACACUACCGCGCCCAGCAGAUGGAGAUACUGGCCAACGUCCUACGCGAGCCCGGAUGCAGUGGCGGGAACAUUGCGGGCGACUUCAACGCCAUCAGCCCCGAGAAUGAUGGGCUCGUCGACAAGAACGAACUGGUAGAUGCGUGGGUCGCAUUGCAUGGGAGGGCAGACCUUGAGGGAGCUACAUGGGGUGCCGGCGUGGAACGGCGGGACGGAAUAGGGCCGGGCAGGUUGGACAAGGUUGCAAUGAUGGGCUUAAAGGCUAAGAAAAUGGAAGUCUUCCGCCCUGGUACUAUUGAGGUGCCCAGGCCGGGCGAGAAACCUGUAGAGAUCCCUUGGAGUGACCAUUGCGGGCUGAGAUGCAUCUUUACUAUCUGAAUACUAUCAAGCACCCUCGAUGAGGAGUAAUUACUAAGUUUGUCAUGAUCAUAGACGUAGAGCGAAGACGCCAGAGCAACUGCGUUUUUCUUUUUAAACGUCGAAUGCUAUAUAUCCCAUUCUAUAAUUCAUCCCUUUUGAUUGUGUGCG